UUUUGGUAGCAAGAAACGUUUCAAAGAUAGCCAGUGUUACAUUCUUCUCAUUGCUGCUCUUCAGCGUGGUGUUGCUUGUACCUCAGGAACAGAAAACAGUUAUGAGCAAAGGUGUUCCCGCUUUUCUUGCUCAAAGCCCCCGACCUGGGUAUGAUAUGCGACAUAUUGAAUACAAUAAAACCUCCCUUUUUCAAAAAGAGGAACAAGCAAUAUCCACUUCAGGGACAACGAAUACCACAACAUUGCCUCCCGAUCUCUAUCGUUUGGCGAAACAGAAUACCACAACAUUGCCUCCCGAUCUCUAUCGUUUGGCGAAACAGGUUUUUGACGAGCUCCCGGACGAGUAUCUCCCUGGUUACAAAAGCUCUUGCUGGAUGACCAAGAAGAACGCACCUGGUAUUGGACGUCUUCGGUGUCUGCCGUACUUCUACAUUCUAGGAGUAGCGAAAUGUGGCACCAGCGAUCUAUGGGACAAGAUUAAUGCACACCCACACGUGGUCCGGAAGUUGGUCAAAGAACCGCACUGGUGGACCAGGUAUCGACUGCAAGGGAUAUCAUUUGAUGCAUAUCUUCAGAAACGUUCUGCAAGUUUGGUCAGUUCGUUUAAGGAGGAUUCUUCGAAUAAACUUACGCACAUAGUGGGUGAUGGUUCUGCGUCCACCUUAUGGGAUAACCGACACUGGAUGGAAACGUUUGCAGUUGUAAAGGAAGGUCCUAAAUAUGUCACAGCAGACAUUUUACGUGCCGCUCAACCGAAUGCAAAAUUUAUUGUAAUACUGAGGGAUCCCGUCCCCAGGCUCUACUCGGAUUAUCUUUAUUUUCAUGACAACCCAGACCAAAAGAUAUUUCACAAUGCCGCCGUCCGCAGCAUUGCAAGCUUUGGGAGAUGUAUUGAAGCACGAAGUCCUCGCGCAUGCGCUUACACCAUCAUGUCAAUUCAACAAGGAGUACGCCUCAACGUUGGUCUGUAUUCUAUUUAUAUCCGAGACUGGCUGAAAGUAUUUCCACGAGAUCAGAUAUUUAUUCUCAAACUUGAAGACUGGCAUUCUGGCUGUGAGGAGAUUUUACCAAGACUAUAUGCUUUUUUAAAUCUAAAAAUUUUGACGAAGGUCCAAAUCCGGGAUAUCUGCCAGACUCAAAUGAAGAAUACAAACACUGAAAAAAUCGGAGGCAUGUUUAACGAGACACGGAUAGUCCUUCAAGAAUUCUACUCGGAAUGGAACCGAGAUUUGAGUAAUUUACUGGGUGACACACGCUUCUUAUGGCCGUAACCAUGGUAACGAUAUAAUGAUAAACAUCCACCCCGCGGAAGUCCUAGAAUCGUCAUAAUCAUACAGUUACCAUAGCAGUGUUGUAGUGCCUUGAUGCUCGGCCUUGGCCUUAAGGCGCCUUAAGGCCUAUUUU
Lytechinus variegatus (green sea urchin) is the source of this 1404-nucleotide messenger RNA. RefSeq names its product carbohydrate sulfotransferase 15-like. Gene Ontology annotation, molecular function: N-acetylgalactosamine 4-sulfate 6-O-sulfotransferase activity. The transcript has 9 exons. NCBI's taxonomy places the organism in Eukaryota, Metazoa, Echinodermata, Echinoidea, Temnopleuroida, Toxopneustidae. Bases 102 to 1271 code for a protein of 389 amino acids. Gene Ontology annotation, biological process: hexose biosynthetic process. The record is from RefSeq and is a predicted model, not a curated record.